CUAGCUCUCUCAGUAUGACCAGCACAGGAAAAUGUUUAGAAUCAUCAUCUUCAUCAUCACCAUGGAAACAUGAUGUGUUCCUGAGUUUCAGAGGUGAGGACACCCGUACAGGAUUCACAGACCAUCUGUACCAUGCUUUGGAUGGGAAAGCAAUUGACACCUUCAGGGAUACUGAAGGCCUUGUGAGGGGAGAAGCCAUUUCACCAGCACUCUUGAAAGGAAUUGAAGAGUCAAGAUUUGCAAUCAUCGUCCUUUCAGAGAAAUAUGCUACUUCAUCAUGGUGCUUGGACGAAGUUGCAGAGAUUGUUAAAUGCCAUCGAGUUCGGGGACAGACUAUUAUUCCGGUUUUCUACCAUGUUGAACCAAACCAUGUGAGAAAUCAGACUGGGACAUUUGGGGAGCCCUUUACCCAUAAGCAUAAAGACCAAGAUGUGAAUAGGGUUAACCGAUGGAGGGAGGCUCUGUCUCUGGUGGCCAAUAUUCAUCCAUGCUGGGAAUUGAAAGCAGACGGCAGGUAUGUAAUUCUCCAUUUUAAUACUAACUUCUUAAUUAAUUUUUUUGAAAUGAGAAUUUAUUCUUAAAUAGUUGGUUUUUUGUUAAUAGUGUUCAUUAAUAUAUAUAUAUAUAUAUAUAUAUAUAUGUUAUGUAUUCUAAGAACAAAAUCCAAG
Messenger RNA from Ziziphus jujuba (common jujube), 668 nucleotides. Its product is annotated as TMV resistance protein N-like. Gene Ontology annotation, biological process: signal transduction. The record is from RefSeq and is a predicted model, not a curated record. Bases 15 to 581 code for a protein of 188 amino acids. The transcript has a single exon. NCBI's taxonomy places the organism in Eukaryota, Viridiplantae, Streptophyta, Magnoliopsida, Rosales, Rhamnaceae.